AAUGACAAGCUAAGUUUUUCCAUUAUAUAAUUAAGAGAAUGAAAAUAUCAAAACAGAUAAUGGCUCAUUAAUAAUUUCUAAGAUAUAAAAUUUAAGAUAGCAACCAUCUGAUCCUGGUCCUCUUACUAAUCCUCCAUCAUUAAUAAACUAAAGAUUUACUGCUAAAUCUUAAAUAGAAGUUGAGGAGGAUCUCAAUUCCUUUGUCCACUUGACGAUAAUACUAGUAGCGAUUUAAAGUGGAAACUUUUCUAUAGGUUAUUCAUUAUCAUAUUUGUCAAUGUCUUUCACAACUUUAUUUUCAUAAAUGUAUUUAAAAUAAUAUUAUUAUAAGCACUCUUAAAGGAUCUGAGAUUGAAGAAUAAGGGUUGUUUAGCGCUGUUUUAUCAAUAGGCUAAUUAAUAGGAGCUCUUGCUACAAAACCGCUAUUAAAAUAUAUGACUAGAAAUUAAUCACUCUUAAUUGGUGACAUGUUUGGAGUUUUGAGCAUUUUACAAGUUAUACCUAACCGAGAAAUUAUACUUGCAUUUAGAUUUUGCUAUGGAUUGUGUCUAGGAAUAUCAACUACUAUAAUGGCUGUGUAUGUUAAAGAAAUAUGUCCUGAAAAAUAUUAUGAAAAAUUUUCAGUUUUAGCAAGUUUCUUAAUUGCAGGGGGAUUAUUUUUUGUUAAUUUUAUGGGUUUAGGAUAUUUAAAUUUUGAUUUAAGAGGGGAGAAUUCGUAUUAUUGGUAAAUUAUUUUUGCUAUUCCUGCUUUAUUGCACUUUCUUAGAUCAUUUAUUAUUACUGUCAUUUAUUAGAUUGAUAGUCCUGAUAGUUUAAUUCAAAUGAACAAGCCACAAUCCGCAAAAAAGAUCUUAAUGAAGAUAUAUAAACCAUAAUUUGUAGAUCAAAUGUUCUUUAAAUGCUAAUAAAGAGUGUAAAAUAAUGAUGAACAAAUAGAAGGGAUUAUGAAUAUUUUUACUAAAAAGCAUUUAAAAACAGUAAUGAUUGGUUGUCUUUUAGCAUUUAUUUCCACUUGGUGCGGUUUAUUUGCAUUAUACUCUUAUUGUUCAUAAAUCUUUGAAAUUAUUUCAGAUGGAGAUUUCACUUUGAACACUCUCUUUAUACUUAUUAUAGGAAUAGUUUAAUUAAUUCCUGCAUUCAUUUCAAAAUUUGUGUAUAGGAAAAUGGGUAACAGAUCUUUAUUACUAUAUGGGCUCUUUUUACUAAUUAUAUGUUAGAUACUUAUUGUUGGUUUAAGUUAUUCUGAAACCUUAGAAGCAUCUAUUGUUAGCUUUAUUAUUAUUUGUUUUUUUUCAUUCGUAUUUGCUCUAACUUUAGGACCUAUUACUUUUGUAAGUAUAAAUAUUAACAUUAGUCUAUGACUCCAGAGAUUAACACAAGUGAAGGAACAUAUUUUUGUUUUGUAACUUUGUAUCUAUGGUAGCUAAUAAUGCUAUACAUAUUUCCAUUUAUGUUAGAUGCAAUUAAAAUAAGUGGAGCUUUUAUAGUUUUUGCAAUUUUAACAUUCCUAUCUUCGAUAUUCUUUUAUUUUUUUGUUAAAGAAACUAAAGGAUUAAAUCAUGAUGAAAUAGAAAGGUUAUACGGAAAAUUAUGA
Molecule: messenger RNA, 1594 nt
Organism: Paramecium pentaurelia
Lineage: Eukaryota; Ciliophora; Oligohymenophorea; Peniculida; Parameciidae
Source: the annotation of a GenBank genome assembly